Molecule: messenger RNA, 971 nt
Organism: Xylona heveae TC161
Lineage: Eukaryota; Fungi; Ascomycota; Xylonomycetes; Xylonales; Xylonaceae
Exons: 4
Coding region: 158-682 (174 amino acids)
Molecular function (GO): protein binding
Source: RefSeq, a predicted model, not a curated record
AGAAGAACGAGCCAUUCUUUGCCCGCCGACGCUUGAGCUUCGGCAUAUUCUUUGAUUGAAUAUCUGAGAUUGCCUUAAAUCACAAGGCUCUCCCUUCGAACCCACAUAGGUUUGACCUUGCCAUCCACGAUCGACUUGUUCCCCAUAUUCCCUCAGGAUGGCACCACCUCGUGUGAGGCCUGCCCCAGAUGACUCGCGAUCCGAAGCUUCAAGUACAAAAGAAAGAGUCGGUACUUCGUCAGGUCAGAAGGGCCGUCGCAACCCUAUGUCUUCCUUAGCUGCCAGCACGUUAGCAAAAGAUACAGCUGCUUUUGCCAAUACUGCCACUGGGGUACCAGUAGGUACCGCAGCUCCCGAGUUGACAGGAUUACACUGGCCAGCGGUCGAUAGAACAAUGCUUCAUGCCUACAGAUACGCUUAUCGCCUCAAGACCCCGUCUUCGUUUGCAUCGCACGGAAACCAGAUUAUCCUUUCAAAUCCUGGUAUUGGGCGCUACUCACCAACAAUGGCUCGCAACAAAGAAAGGAGACGGGUCAGCAGGGAGCAAUUAAGUACGGCUGUGCGAAAGAAUUUUAAUAGUCUUGGUAUACAGGAAUCAGAGGUCGUUGUGGAUUUCCUUUACAAGGUUAGGUGGCAAGACAAGAGUUUCCGGAUGAGGUUUGCCCCAACACGGCCAAGAUAAAUCAGUGCUUCUUCAACUAAGAGUACUGCUCUUUGGGAUUUAAUUGCGGGAGUUUCGGUUGGAUUCACGAAGGAAUGAUCAAUUUCAGGCGCACUCUUGAUUCUAGGAGAUUGAGCAUAUCAUGGCGCAGAACGAUACCGGUUGAAGGCUGUAGUCCUUCCAAAGGGUGGUUUAUGAUAUUGUAUCCUGUAUGAUGAGACCUGCACAUAUGAUACCGCUAGAAUUUCUUUUCUCUUUCUUCACUGCUGUUGAUUCGUAAAGAAUUUCAAUUACCUGGAACUGCACACGC